This is a messenger RNA of Entrophospora sp. SA101, 426 nucleotides long. NCBI's taxonomy places the organism in Eukaryota, Fungi, Glomeromycota, Glomeromycetes, Entrophosporales, Entrophosporaceae. The record is from the annotation of a GenBank genome assembly.
AUGACUGUCAAUAGAAGACCAUUACUUAUGACACGCACUAUACCAAACAAAGAGGAUUUUCAAAAGAUAGGAUUUGAAGAAAAAGAAAAUGAUCCAGUCAUUAUUAUUACAAAUAAAGAAGAGAAUGAUAAUAAUAGGAACGAGAAUCAUCAUGGAGUUUAUCAAGAUGACAAUGAUGAAAAUCAAUUUCAAAAAAAGUUGGUUGUAAAAAAAGGCUGGAUUGCAACUGAUAAAUUUAAUAGAGUUUAUGGAGUUUAUCAAAUAGUUAUAGGAACUAUCAUGUUCUCGGUGUUUGCGUUGAUUUUAGAGGAAUUGGUUGGAUUUUUUAUUUAUAUUGGUUUCAAAGGUUUGCCAUCACUUCAAUCAUUAGGUGUAGGCGUUGCUAAAACAACUGACCCGGCCAUAUUCUUGGUUUGGGUUUAUUAG